UCCUGACCAACACUCCAGUCCAGUUGGUGGCGCUAAUGCUCCAUAGAACCUGGUUGCCAACCGCGAUUAAACACGAAGAAGAAAGGCGGGGCUUUGUUUGUUUGCGUCAUGAUGACGUAUGAUCUGCUUUACGUUCACAUGCUGUUUAACGCCACAAAGGAAGAAAAAACAACAAGAGCAAGAAUAACUACACUGAAGCAGGGAAGCUGUGAGCUGACAAACCUUCAGACUUUCGGACGCAUCGCUGUGGCAGUCGUUGAACAGUGUUUCAUUCGUCUGAAUCAGUCUUCGAGCAGCAGCAGAAAGCUUCGUUCGUCAUGAGGUCCGUCCGUGUGAAGCAACAAGUCGUUCUGGGCAGCAGGAGCCAGCCGGUUCAGGCGCUGCGAGUCUGGGUGGAAAGAGGACCGGACCUGCAGGAGGACCCGUUUGUUCUGGCUCAGCAGAGUGAACAGCUGCUGGAAAUAGAGACAAGGACAAAAGAAGAGAAACUUCACCGCUUUCAGAUGGAAGUGCGCCACCGUGUGGCACAGCACACGCAAAACAGCAAUAACAGGCGGCAGCUUCAAACGGAACAGCAAAAGACGCGACUGCGAGAUCUGGACCAGUCACCAUGUGGCUCCAGCCUCCGUGACUCACCGCUGGUCUGGUCUGUGGCCGACCAGAAGGAAGAGAAACGGCAGCGGCAGUGUCACUUUGUGACACAGCGUCGGCUCUUUAUGGACGCCGAGCGGGAAAAGGUGAAGGAUGACCAGCGCUACAGGAAACACAUGAAGAGCCCUGGCUACAGGUUGAAAGCAGAAAGAGAACAGAGGAGGCUGCAGGAAGAAAGGAAGCUGCAGCCGCUUCCACCUCCAGAUGACAGAGAGCUUCUAAUUUUAGAGAGAAUUAAACGAGAGGAAAAGGAACGAGCUGCACAGCUGGAGAGGAAGAAAAGAGAGGACAGAAAGAGGGCAGUAAAAAGGUUUAAUGAAGCUUUGAGGACUGACAUUCUGGAGCGUCUGUCUCGGGAGAAGGUGGACCUGCCUCCUCUGUGUUUGUGCACCUCCUCCUUGUGGGAGUCCCAUCCUGAUAAAUGUGCAAAUAACUGCAUGUUCUACCACAAUCCACAAGAGUAUCUGCGGCUGCUGCACUCGCUGAUGGUCAACUUGGAAGAGAGCAGGCGAAAGUGUCGAUGACCAGCAGAGGACAGCUGAUUUGUUUAUUAAUAAAGUAUUGUUCCCACAGAA
Molecule: messenger RNA, 1226 nt
Organism: Thalassophryne amazonica
Lineage: Eukaryota; Metazoa; Chordata; Actinopteri; Batrachoidiformes; Batrachoididae
Product: coiled-coil domain-containing protein 15-like
Exons: 7
Coding region: 318-1175 (285 amino acids)
Cellular component (GO): centrosome
Source: RefSeq, a predicted model, not a curated record